AUGGAAUCGAACACGACCCAGAACGGAUCCGAAGUCGAACUCUCAGAAUUCGAAAAAACCCAGAAAAAGUACCACGAUUUCAUCGCUUCCCUUCCAAAGACCAAAGGCUGGAGACCAGACGAGAUCUUAACCCAACACAACGGACACUGGUGGCAAGAAUGUCUCCUCGAAGGUCUUCUUCACGCUAAUGACCAUUUCCAAGCACGACCAACCGAUUUCCUUGUCUGUAGCUACCCGAAAACCGGAACCACAUGGCUCAAAGCCUUAACUUACGCAAUCGUGAACCGUUCUCGAUUCGACGACGCAACGAACCCACUCCUCAAACGAAACCCACACGAGUUUGUCCCUUACGUCGAGAUCGACUUCGCGUUUUACCCAACCGUUGAUGUCCUUCAAGACGCAAAGAACCCGCUUUUCUCUACCCAUAUCCCAAACGGGUCAUUACCCGAUUCCAUUGUGAAUUCCGGUUGCAAGAUGGUUUAUAUAUGGAGAGACCCGAAAGAUACUUUCAUCUCUAUGUGGACUUUCUUACACAAGGAGAAGUCUCAAGAAGGUCAAUUAGCGACUCUUGAAGAGUGUUUCGAUAUGUUUUGUAAAGGUUUAUCUGUGUAUGGUCCUUAUUUGGAUCAUGUUUUGGGUUAUUGGAAAGCUUACCAAGAGAAUCAAGAUCGGAUUUUGUUCCUUAGGUACGAGACUAUGAGAGCUAAUCCUUUGCCGUUUGUGAAGAGAUUAGCUGAGUUCAUGGGUUAUGGAUUUACUGAUGAUGAAGUGGAGAAAGGUGUAGCUGAGAAAGUGGUGAAUCUUUGUAGUUUCGAGACGUUGAAGAAUCUUGAAGCUAAUAAAGGUGAUAAAGAAAGAGAGGAUCGUCCUGCGGUUUAUGCGAAUAGCGCGUAUUUUAGGAAAGGAAAAGUCGGAGAUUGGGCGAAUUAUCUGACGCCGGAGAUGGCUGCUCGUAUCGAUGGUUUAGUCGAGGAGAAAUUCAAAGAUACUGGAUUGCUUGAACAUGAUAAGUGA
Messenger RNA from Arabis nemorensis, 1014 nucleotides. The record is from the annotation of a GenBank genome assembly. Lineage: Eukaryota; Viridiplantae; Streptophyta; Magnoliopsida; Brassicales; Brassicaceae.